CUCGGUUCAAUGACAUCACUGUCGUCCAUGGCGUUGAGUAGGCAGUCUGAGACAGGCGCUUAGAAGAGGACGCCCGUGAGGUAUUCCAUGUGAUCGCCGUACGAGGGACCAUCUCUGGCCUUCGGACGACUGAGUACGUUAACAUCGCAGCACUAUAACCACCACCGCUUUCUACUCGGCCAACGCAUCAACUCGCUUCUAUGCUAGACAGUAACAGGGUGUCCGGGGAUCAUUGACACAGGCUCCUGUCGCCCACUUUUCUCCGCUUACCAGUCCUGAGGCUCAAACCGACGUACUCUGCGUCACCUCCUGGUACUCAUAUCAUAACCUGGCUGCAAGGGCACCACAUUGAUGGCAGAGGCCGGUCCUUCGUCUCCGGGUCGUACUCUCUCCAGUGGUACCAGCAGUCCGAACAUAUCGGCCAGGAGCCCGAAGCAGCUUCGCGUCCAGUUUCCCGCCGAUGAAGACGGGUCGAGCGCAGGGGAGAGUAUAUCCUACAGGCUACAUCCUAUUGGACUUGGCCCGCCACCAACGUCACGCAAGGCCAUUGCUAGCCCGGGCAGGGACACUCCUCCUUUGACCCGUCUCCAGGAUGAUGCGCGUCGGCGCGUUCGUUCUGCAGACGCGUUUCCCGCACUGGCAUCGCAGUCUAUGAUCCUGGAAGAUGGUGAUACAAACCGACAAGCGAGGACGUCACGACCGAACAGGAGGAGCAUCAGGAAAGACAGAGGGUUGCCGAAUUUGACUUUAGACAGCAGGGGGGAUCUUUCGCAGACCUCAGCGUUCUCAGACGAGUACGACCUUUCUCGUGAAGAUCCUAGGAUAGUCGAGGACGUUCAGCGCGCCAUUCGCCUGAAACAACGUCGUGAAGCUCGCAUCCGAUCCCAGUCAGUCCACAUCCCCAAUGGCGCACAAUCCAGAGGCGAACCUGCCAGAGGAUCCCGCUUGUCAUCCCCUAUACGCCUUCCCGACCAGAAUCCAUCCUCAACAGCGCCUUCGUCUGCUACUGGAAGUGUCGACUCGGAGGUCGACUUCAGUCCAUCGGUUGGCACGGUUCCCCUCCAUCCCGUGCCUUUGUCUGCGAACGACGGGGCGACGCUCGACUGGGCAGGCUCCGCAUCCGAAGAUGACAAGGACAAGCGGUGGCCGUUGCAUCUUCCCAAGCGAAAGCGGGACAAGUCCUCGGCAGCAUCCAGCCGGGCUGUAGUCGAGAAACAAGAGACCCUAUAUGCAGACAAGUUGGCUCGAAUAAAGGGCAAGGUCAAUGCUCUGACGUUGCGCAAAGCUGCCAUGACCAAAGACCAGCUGGAAAGGCGCUACCAAAUGUUACUACCCUCGCGAAACUCACGCACGGCUUCACUUAACCUUUUGGAGGUCGCGCGUUGGUAUGAUAGGCAGGAACCCGGUGCAAAGGCAGCUCUCGACAAAGCGGAGCCCCUAACGUGGUUGAAGCACCUUCUUGACAGGCGUCCUCAGCGGUUCCCGCGCCUUCCAUGGCAUCUCACCGCGCUCAUUAUGGAGGAGUUCGCGAAGACUCGCAUCAGCCAUCAGCCCAUGGCGACCAUUCCAGAAGACGGCAUUCCUCAGAAACCGCCCUCGCCGACGACGUUAUCCCAACAUGAACCGAAAUCACCAUCCAGUGGUUCGUGGUCCUGGAAUCCAUCCCCUCGUUUCCUGGACACGUCUGCGAGGCGUGCUUCCUACGAUCAACAGGUGUCGUUCGAACCGCAUGUCGAGUCAAGCCGCGACUCUAUCGGUGCAGAGUCAAGGCGGAGUAGCGAAGGCUUCACAAGACAUUGGAGAUAUUCCCUCCCAGUCGGAGCGACAGAAUCUGCGCCUAGCUCGGUCUACAGCGGCAAGCUCAACGGCGAGUCGCCGCAUAGACGACAUCAUCUGCGAAACCUGGCGAAGCGUAUCCGAGGCAGGGCAUAUGAUAGCGAAGACGCUACAUCGUCGAGGCGCAAUUCACUGUCGGAGCAGAGCAUGUCGGAGGAUGCCGGGCAGAAUAUGGUCAAGUCGAGGCCAUCUAGCAGGAUAUCCAGCUCGCGUAUUCGGUCACCGGAGAUCUCGGACCCAGAGAAGGGAGACACGAUGCUCACACAAGAGGGCAAACCUGAUGACGAGGCUGGGGUUGUGACCGUAGUUGUCUCUUCCGCACUACACGAUCCUGGUGACGGCACCCCAAGAGCCGAUGGCUUGAGUGCGCCUGCUGAGCCUUCCGUGUCGCCCAUGCGUCGUGCGAUUCCCCGUCGGAGAAUACGCACAUCUCUGCCUUCCUCGCAGCGAGUACUUCACGAGGCGAGGGAAAGACAUCAGCGCGAGGUUGAUGAAGCGAUUGAGCGCCAGCAAUACGAGCAGAAGGCCCAGAUCCUGGAAGAUGCUCGAUCACAGAAUCAUCGCACUCAACAACUCCUACAGCGCGUCGCCGCGAGCGUCAGAGAGUACGACUCUGUCCAGUCGGGCAUGAGCGCUGCCCUUGGCAUGCCGUUCGCCAGGCUUCCUCCGGACGUCUUAGAGGCCUUCUCGCGUGAUCCAUCCGCGUUUACAAGUGGCACUCGCCAUAGUCGGGGAUGGAGGGCGGUCGAAGACGUGCAUGACCGCGUAUAUCGACAACGCAAGAUCCUGCGCAACUUUGCGAAAGUGACUGCUAUCGAUUCCAGUGACUCGGAACCGUCCGAGAGUGUCUUCGAGCAGCCUAUGGAGUCGUUGACCAGGUCGCUCGCCGAGCUGGAGAAGCACAAAUCGUGCGUCGUCACACAGCUGGAGCAAGUCACGGAGCUCUUAAUCAGCGUACGACAUACGCACAAGGCCGUCAAGAAGGGCUAUAAUGACACGCUGGCUCAUACAUCGCUUGUAUAUCCUGAGCUGUCCUACGCAGUCGCUCUCGAAGAGAGUUAUCGCAAUCACUACCAACAACUUUGGGAUAUCGGUCUGGACGCGCUUACUCUCCUGCUCGAUACCGCGACUCCGUUCUGGCGCAACUACGGGAAGGUUAUAGGGAAGGACGUCCAAGACUUCCUGAUCGUUCCGUGGUACCGGAAUGAGUUUACCGGGGAGGCGAAGAGGUAUCCUAUCGAGUGCUUCCCGACCCGUUCGCUUCGACAUUGGGUCGGCUUGCUUUGUCUCUCAUUCCUCAGUCUCUGCGUCACGUUCCUGCAAAUCCGUGCCGCCUAUGAACUGACCCUGUACUGGGGCUUGCCAUGGAUCACCCACGCAGGGUUGUGGUCGCUUGUUUUCCCGUUCUACACGGUUGGCCUUCUGAUCCAAUGGUGCGCUGUGCUGCUCGAACUAUGCAUUGUCGCUGCGCAGUCGGGUGUCGUAGUUUGGUGGAUGGGUUGGAUUGUCAAGAUUUUCACUUAAGGGCUUUGGCAUGUUACUGGUAUGUUACUCGUAGUCUGCUGUUUGCGCAUUGCUGUCGUCGUUACGUUUGGCUAUCUUUAUUAUCUAC
This is a messenger RNA of Rhodofomes roseus, 3448 nucleotides long. RefSeq lists its product as uncharacterized. Bases 352 to 3360 code for a protein of 1002 amino acids. The transcript is spliced from 6 exons. The record is from RefSeq and is a predicted model, not a curated record. NCBI's taxonomy places the organism in Eukaryota, Fungi, Basidiomycota, Agaricomycetes, Polyporales, Fomitopsidaceae.